GUUCCAUCCUUACUGUUUCCCUUUGUAACGAGGAAGUCAAGAAGAGGACAUGUAAACAUGAAGCAUUUCUGAACUCUACAGAUACAUAACAAAGCACAGAAAGCAAACAAAGCACAGAAUCGACGAGUCUUUGCGGUACCUGCACAUAAAGGAACUAAAUGAAGUCGCAUUGAGGACAGAGAGCUUGCUCAGAGAGGACAUGAAGGUUUUGCUUCUGAAGGAGCCGAGAGAGGGGAGCAAUGGGCCGGAUCCUUACAUCAAGCUUCUCCAGCCAGAUGUGUAUGGAGGACUCAUAUUCACAAGUCCCAGAGCUGUGGAGGCCGUCAGGAUGUGCUUAGAGGAGAGACAAGCAGAAUGGCGGAAUUUAAAAGACAGAUGGAACUCCAAAGCAGUGUACGUUGUUGGGAAGGCCACCGCUACUUUAGUAGAGGAGUUGGGUUUAUCACCGCUGGGAGAAGACACGGGCACCGCGGAUGUCUUGUCACGCCUCAUUCUGGAAAGAGAAGACACUAGUAUAAAGCCGCUCUUCUUCCCCUGUGGCUCCAUCAAGAGAGAGGUCUUGCCCACGGCGCUGAGGGAGAACGGCGUUCCCCUGGAGACUCUCAUGGUCUAUCAGACAGGACAGCAUCCCGACCUGGAGAAGAACCUGACCAAUUACUUUGGACAACAGGGUGUUCCGGCCAGCGUGGCGUUCUUCAGCCCGUCUGGGGUGUCGUUCUGCCUGGACACGGUGCGGAGGCUAGCAGGGCCUCGGCUGGAGCACAUAAAGUUUGCAGCCAUCGGUCCGACCACAGCGGAGGCCCUGGAGGCAGCCGGACUCCCAGUCAGCAGCUCUGCUGAGAAACCCACCGCCCAACACCUGGGGUUUCUCUCCAAGUAUGGCUUCAUUAAACCAGUGAAAUGGGAAGAUAUUCAGUGGAGUGGAGAGGAGUUCUCAGGAGAUUUCACCAGUGGGGACACCGCACCUCUCAUUCAGGAAGCAGGAGAUGAGCUAUGGUCAGGUAUCGGCCCCACAGAAGAGAGCACUCAGCAGUUCCUCAGCGCCCUGAAAGACUUCCAGAGAGUGAGCGGCCUGCCGGUGACCGGCCUGUUUGACGACGCCACUAAGGCGGCCAUGAACAAACCGCGAUGUGGCGUUCCAGACAAAGACGCAGACGCAGACGCAGACGCCAACACAGCGGAGACACACACUAGUGAUGUUCCAGACAAAGACGCAGACGCAGAUGCAGACGCAGAACCCAACACAGCAGAGACAGGCACCAGUGGAGUUCCCAACGUAGCCACGCCAGGUCUGGACAGCACUGAGAUGGGCAGUGGUGCUGAGACCAACCAAGAACACAUGAAGAACCCACGAGACAAAUCUACAGCUAAUAGAGUAGCCCACACACAUACGUACGCAGACGCAGACACAGAUGCAGACCCCAACAACACAGAGGGACACACUACAGCCACGGCAGGUCUGGACAGCACUGAGAUGGGCAAAUCUACAGCUAAUAGAGUAGCCCACACACACACGUACAGUGAAAGACUCUCGCGCAAGAAGAGACAUCUCGCUGCCUUGUGGCCUAAGAGGAGAAAGAGGAGGCAUGUAGAUGAGCUGGGCUACAUGGCGUUCUCCAAGAGGGUGCUGCGCUGGCGUCUGAUUGGUGAGGGCUACAGUAGUCAGCUGUCCAUAGAGGACCAGAGGUACGUCUUCCGACUCGCCUUCCGGAUGUGGAGCGAGGUGUCACCUCUCACCUUCAUCGAGGACGCCCGCUCCCCCCUGGAGGACGUCGACAUCAGACUGGGCUUCGGGACAGGGCGCCACUUGGGCUGCACUCAGCGGUUCGAUGGCACUGGUCGUGAGUUUGCCCACGCCUGGUUCCUUGGGGACAUCCAUUUUGAUGACGAUGAGCAUUUUACCGGCCCCAACAUGGGAGAUGGAAUAAGCCUUUUGAAAGUGGCGGUGCAUGAGAUUGGCCAUGUGCUGGGCUUGCCUCAUGUCUACAGAUCUGGGUCCAUCAUGCAGCCCAGUUACCUGCCGCAGGAGAACACCUUCGAACUGGACUGGCACGACAGGAAGGCUAUCCAGCACCUCUACGGAAGCUGUAAGGGUCGUUUCAGCACGGUGUUUGACUGGAUCAGGAAGGAGAGGACGCCGUAUGGAGAGGUCAGGGUCCGCUUCAACACCUACUUCAUGCGAGACGGCUGGUACUGGCUCUACGAGAACCGGAACAACCGUACCCGCUACGGGGACCCGGUGGCCAUCCAGGCCGGCUGGCACGGCAUGCCCACCAGCGGAGUCGACGCAUUCGUACACGUGUGGGCGCGGAACGUUGAUGCCGUGUAUUUUUUCAAAGGUACGCAGUUCUGGAGGUACGACACGGAGAGUGACCAGGUGUUCAGCGAGGACGCGGGGGGGCAGCGCUACCCGAGGCCCAUCUCCGCCGGCUUCCCAGGGGUGCCCAGCCCCGUGGACACGGCCUUCUACGACAGGAGGGACGCUCACAUCUACUUCUUCAGAGGGGCACUGGUUUACGCCUUUGAUGUGAAAGCCAACCGCUUGGCGAGAGGCUACCCGAAGAAGAUCACGCAGGUGUUUCCUGCCGUGUUGCCAGGUAACCACCCGGUUGCUAACCUGGACGCCGCCUACUUCUCCUACACGCACAACGCCGUGUUCCUGCUGAAGGGAGGGGGCUACUGGAGAGUGGCCAGCACUAGGGACCGCUUGAGGAGACCCUCCCUGCCCCACAAUGCACUGCUGCCACGACGUGAAGUCCAUGAGCAGUGGUACGACAUCUGUAAUGUACACAGCACGGCGCUGAAGGUGGCACGCAGAUGA
Molecule: messenger RNA, 2821 nt
Organism: Engraulis encrasicolus (European anchovy)
Lineage: Eukaryota; Metazoa; Chordata; Actinopteri; Clupeiformes; Engraulidae
Product: matrix metallopeptidase-21-like
Exons: 17
Coding region: 200-2821 (873 amino acids)
Biological process (GO): tetrapyrrole biosynthetic process; proteolysis; extracellular matrix organization
Cellular component (GO): extracellular matrix
Molecular function (GO): uroporphyrinogen-III synthase activity; zinc ion binding; metalloendopeptidase activity
Source: RefSeq, a predicted model, not a curated record